Bombyx mandarina (wild silkworm) is the source of this 2198-nucleotide messenger RNA. It is a transcript of the gene csul, whose product is annotated as protein arginine N-methyltransferase 5. The record is from RefSeq and is a predicted model, not a curated record. Gene Ontology annotation, biological process: peptidyl-arginine N-methylation; regulation of DNA-templated transcription. Gene Ontology annotation, cellular component: nucleus; cytosol. Lineage: Eukaryota; Metazoa; Arthropoda; Insecta; Lepidoptera; Bombycidae.
UAAUGUAGUGGUUAGUGGAAGUUUGUAAAAUGUUUUGCGACGCCGUUAGCUUGUGAAAGAAUUAAAUAAAAAAAAUGGCACAGCAAGAAAUAUCUUGUGGUUAUGAAUACAUAAUAACUGCUGAUUUACAAACAUGUCUCACAGAAGCACUUCAAUGCAGUUAUUCAUUUAUAGUUUCGCCCAUUAUUCACCCACGUUUUCGUAGGCAAUCCACAAAUGCCGGUAAAAAUGGUGGUUUUACGCGGUCAGAUAUGGUUCUAUCACCUCAAGAUUGGACUAGCAGGAUAGUAGCUAAGCUAUCUCCGUACAUUAACGUUGAUUCACCUUCAGCGACUGUUAGGCAGCGUCACGAGGAUUAUUUGAAUGAGGAACUAUCAUACUGUAGGGGACUUGGUGUGCCUGCAAUCAUGAUAUCAAUACACGGGAGAGAGAGCAACAAUUUAGCCAGAAUUCUCCAAACUUAUUAUGAAACGAGCCACCAUCCGUCUCUAAUAUGGGCAUGUGUACCUAUGCUAUGUAGUAGAACAUAUAGAGAAUGCACUGAAGAUGAUGAAGAAGAGAAAGCUUGGAAUGAGCCCUGGUACUGGUGGUCCAAAUUCCAUGAGCGCCUUGAUUGGGAUAAACGUGUUGGUGUUGUUUUGGAGUUGUCUGCAGAUCUUCCAUCACAGGAAGUAGUAAAGAGAUGGCUUGGUGAACCAGUAAAAGCGAUUAUCGUACCAACAUCAAUAUUUCAUAAUAACAAAAAAGGAUAUCCUGUUUUGUCUCGGGCUCACCAACAACUUGUAGUUAGCAUGGUAGAACAUGAAGCACAGGUUAUAGUUAGUGGUGCUCGAAGAUCCAACAUUGAAUUCUUCGUACAGUAUCUACACCGGGUGUGGAGAAGAAGGCCAAAUCCAGCAAAUGAUCCUAUGCUCAGCUAUGCAAGAGGAUGGGAAGACUACCUACAAACACCACUGCAGCCCCUAGCAGAUAAUUUAGAUACACACACAUAUAAUGUAUUUGAAAAGGAUCCAGUUAAAUAUAAUCAAUAUCAAAAAGCUAUUGCACAGGCGUUGAUUGAUGUACAGAAGGACCGGGCUGUGAAACAGAUUGCUGAAUAUCUGGAGUCUGUGUCCAUUAACGGCAGUAAUCCCUUGUGUCAGUUUCAGAGCAAAGCGAGCUGUAAUGUAGCAUCUAUCAACCAAUGUUCAAAAAAUGAAUUAUGCGACAACAAUACGAAAGAGUUGAUUAGAGAUGAUCCUAUAACUGUAAUGGUACUUGGUGCGGGCCGGGGACCCCUAGUGAGAGCCACAUUCAAUGCUUCCGAUAUAACAAAUACCAAAGUUAAGGUAAUUGCCGUUGAGAAGAAUCCAUGUGCUGUAGUAGUGUUAGCUGCACAGGUACGAGAAGUCUGGCGUAAUCGUGAUGUGGUUGUUAUACCUGGGGAUAUGAGGCAAAUAAACUUGUCACCCAAAGCUGAUAUUAUAGUUUCUGAAUUGUUAGGUUCUUGGGGAGAUAAUGAGCUUUCGCCUGAAUGCUUGGAUGGAGCAUCGAAUCUUUUAAAACCCGGCGGAAUAUCGAUUCCAAGCUCAUAUCGAUCGUAUGUUGCACCCAUAACGUCUCCCAGGUUAUGGGCUGCCGCGAAAAUAGCAACUUCAGGAAUUCCCCAACAAAAAGAUAAGAACCUCGAAACAUUAUGGGUUGUUUACAUGCAGAAUAAACAUGAUAUUGCAGAAACAAAGCUCGUCUUCACGUUUAACCAUCCAUCCAAAGCCGUAAAGGAUGAAGAGGGAUGUGAUAAAUCAGAUUACAGAGGAUUACCACUAACCAACAAUAGGCGUCAGGCCACCCUUACUUGGGAUGUUCAGCAAGACAACAUUAUGCAUGGCUUUGGAGGGUAUUUUGAUUGUACCCUUUAUGGUAAUGAAAUGAUCAGCAUUGUUCCUGGUACACAUAGCCCAGGAAUGAUCUCCUGGUUUCCAGUCUUUAUUCCAAUUAAGACACCAAUGCGAGUACAAAAGGGUGAUAAAAUAACAGCAACGUUCUGGAGGUGUGUUGACUCGCGUCGUGUAUGGUACGAAUGGGUAGUUGAAGUGGGUAACCGAUCAACACCACUGCACAAUGCUAACGGUCGUAGUUCGGAAAUGUUGCUUUAAAUAGGGCCAGUGCACUGUAACAAACAAUCUAUUGCGCAAUAAAAUAAUGUAAUCUUAAUCGAC